CCGACACCACAAAGAAAACCUCCCCCCUUCUUUCAAGCUUCAACGUCAAGCACGCAGUUUCGUCAGUCUGCAGUGCUAGAAGAGUGAAACCAUGGUGAAUAAGAAGGUGGGGAUACCUAUGAAGCCAGCGGCGAAGGAGCUGAAGAGCCGGCGGCAGAGUAACGUCGAGCGUUCUUCAUUAUUCGCCCGCCGCGAGGCUGCUAAGGUCUUGAGGAGCGUAUUACAUGGAGACACUCAGCGUAGAGCCGUUGGCUCCAUCAAAACCCUCGUUUACAGUCCUUCCAUCAGGAACAAGAAAGCUACAUUUGCUUUAGUCUGUCAAACCUUAAAAUAUCUUGCGGUCAUCAAGGAUGUAUUGGAGAUUGCUAAUGUGUUAAACAGCAAAUGGAAGAGGCAAGGGGAAUUGAUGUACAUAAUUACCUAUGACAUUCUUUUUGGACAGGAUGCAUCUCUAACAGGAGAUGCAGAAAAAUAUCUCAUCCUCAGGAAAGGUCCACUACAAUCAGCUCKUGCAAAGAUUUUAGYAAGGAAGGGAGCAAAAAAUGUAGAAGAUUUGAUGGCUCAAUAUCAGAUUCCUGAUGUUAAGAAACCUCGCUUUGUCCGUGUUAAUACUCUGAAACUGGAUGUUGAAACUGCUGUGUGUGAACUAGGCAAAGAGAAUGAGGUUCAUAAGGAUGACAUGAUUCCUGAUUUAUUGGCUCUCCCACCUGGUACUGAUUUGCACAAUCAUCCUUUGGUCAUAGAUGGGAGUAUUUUUAUGCAAGGUAAGGCAAGCUCCAUGGUAGCAGUUGCCCUUGGGCCUAAAUCAGGAUGGGAGGUUAUUGAUGCAUGUGCAGCCCCUGGAAACAAAACUGUACACCUUGCUGCUCUUAUGAAGGGAGAGGRAAAAAUUGUUGCUUGUGAACUUAACAAGGAUAGAGUUAAACGUUUGGAACACACCACGAAGUUGGCGGGCGCUGCUAAUGUGGAAGUUUUACACGAGGACUUCUUGAACUUGAAUCCCAAAGAUCAAUUGUAUUCCAAGGUCCGUGCCAUACUUUUAGACCCUUCAUGUUCUGGAUCUGGGACCGCUGCUGAUAGAUUGGAUUAUCUGCUCCCGUCACAUACUUCAGGUGAUGGUGAUGACAUAAGCCGACUCAUCAAACUUGCUGCUUUCCAGGAGAAGGCACUAAUUCAUGCAUUAUCUUUUCCAGCAGUGGAGAGAGUGGUCUACAGCACAUGUUCUGUUCACCAAAUUGAGAAUGAGGAUGUCAUCAAAUCAGUCCUACCUCUUGCUGAAUCUUAUGGUUUUCAACUGGCAACCCCAUUUCCAAAAUGGCCUCGUCGUGGUCUCCCGGUUGUUGAAGGAUCACAACAUUUACUCCGAACGGAUCCUGUGGAAGAUAAAGAGGGCUUCUUCAUUGCAUUAUUCACAAGGAACACCAAUCAUUUUCCUGCAAGUCCUCAGAGAGACAUUUCUCCAGAGGAAGGAACACACGAAGCUGGUAGAAGAUGUCAUCGCCGGAAAAAGUUUGCAAGAUCGCUCCCAUUUGCCAAGAUUUCCGGAUUUUAUCUGCAUAGAAAUUCAACGAUCCGCAGAAGGUAAUUCUCAAUUUUGUUUACAACACAUUUUGACAGAUGUUCUCUUUACCCCCAAAAGGUUGAGAAUAUGUAAUCAUGUUUUAGGAUCAUUGUUGAUCUGCAAAUUUUGAACCAACGAUCAUAACUCCUUUUUUUGGUUAUUAC
Molecule: messenger RNA, 1725 nt
Organism: Cynara cardunculus var. scolymus (artichoke)
Lineage: Eukaryota; Viridiplantae; Streptophyta; Magnoliopsida; Asterales; Asteraceae
Product: probable 28S rRNA (cytosine-C(5))-methyltransferase
Exons: 13
Coding region: 92-1585 (497 amino acids)
Biological process (GO): rRNA base methylation
Cellular component (GO): nucleolus
Molecular function (GO): methyltransferase activity
Source: RefSeq, a predicted model, not a curated record